AUGUUCAAGGUAAAGGGUAAAGGAGAGUUGCUAUCCAAAUUCGAGAAAGGACGAAUUUUUGCAGAGAAGGAACAGGGACUGUUGAAUCGUAGAUUCGCUCGAGAUUUGGGCCGAUGCCAUGCGGUUGUCGGCAAUUUCGUCAAGAAUCCUGCAAGGUGUAGGACCAAAAGGAGUACGGGACGUCCUUCAUUACUUUCGGAAGGAGACAACCGAAAGAGAGAAGCGUCGAAUACCAAUAAGUCGUGCACGAAAAUCAAAUCCUCAUUGGAGCUCGAGGAUUGCUGUAUGGGACGUGAUGAAUAA
This is a messenger RNA of Haemonchus placei, 303 nucleotides long. NCBI's taxonomy places the organism in Eukaryota, Metazoa, Nematoda, Chromadorea, Rhabditida, Trichostrongylidae. The record is from the annotation of a GenBank genome assembly.